Ambispora leptoticha is the source of this 672-nucleotide messenger RNA. The record is from the annotation of a GenBank genome assembly. NCBI's taxonomy places the organism in Eukaryota, Fungi, Glomeromycota, Glomeromycetes, Archaeosporales, Ambisporaceae.
AUGGUCGACUUAGCCUUACAAAAAAAACUUCGAUUCGAAGAUCCAACAAAGGUCGAGGAAUUAUUCCUCGAUAACCAUAAAAUUUCCAAAAUCUCAGAUAUAAGUCAUUUGCCUCCAGGUCAAACAGACUUUACACCUCUAUCGGAAGUCAAAAACCUAGUUUCCCUAUCACUAUGCAAUGUAAAUUUACACAAGCUGGAAAAUUUCCCUAUACUGCCAAAACUCAAAAAGCUCUCGCUUGGUGACAAUAAAAUUGCUGGAGGCUUGGAAGCGCUAACGAUGGCUAAACUUGAAAGUCUUAACCACCUCGACUUGAGCAAUAAUAAAAUAAACGAUAUUAAAGAACUUGAAGCAUUGCAAGGAUAUCGGGAUGAAAUAUUUAAAAUUCUACCUCAAUUAUAUUCUCUUGAUGGGCAAGACCGUGAUAGCGAAGAAGAAUCAAAUGAUGAGCAAACAAAGUCAAAUAAAAGUAAAAACCCUCAAAUUUCUGCUGAAACUAUUGAUUCGAAUGAGGAGCAAGCGUCUGAAAGUGACGAGGUAGAAGAAUUGGAAGUAACCGAUUCUGAGCCUUCCAAUGAAAAAGCUUCGUUGGAUAAAGGAAAGGGAGUAGCUCUUCCACAGGAAAUUAAAUCUGGCCUCAUUAAUGGGACAGGAACUUCCCGCGGAAGAUAG